AUGACAAAGGAAUUGAUGGAAUGGCUAGAAGAAUGGCCUACAGUACGUGAACUAGUUGAUGAAUUAGUGCUGAGUCUCAAGCGCAGACAAUUACGGGGGUCGUAUGAAACUGCCAAAAUGACUACGAACGUACUGCGUAAAGUGCUCGAGACGGUCGAAUGGUCCACAGCUGGAGAAAUUCUGGAAAAGAUUCGUCAAUUAGGACACAUGCUUACAAAGGCUCAUGCUCAUGAAUUAACAAUUGGCAACGUCGUACGUCGUGUGCUUUACAUCAUUCGUGAAGAGCACUCGAAUGCAUUGAAAUUAUCGUCAAUGGAUACGACGGCGCCCGUCUCAGUUUGUUCUUCUACUUCUUCUACAAGUCGCAAUAUGAAUUUGUCACGGUCGUUGGGGACGAUCUUAACACCAGGAACAGACACGGAUCUAUCGAUCCCUAUUGCCGAUUUGAAACUGUCGGUGAUGGAAGGCAUUGCAGAACUUGUGGAUGAGAUUGAUAGUUUACAUGUAAAUAUUGCUGAUCAAGCUAUGGAGUAUAUUCAUACCGAUGAAGUGAUCUUGACGUUUGGACUGUCAUUGUCAGUUGAAGCUUUUUUGAAGACGGCUGCUAAGAAGCGCUCGUUCAAGGUGAUUGUAGUCGAGUCUGCACCGUCGUUAAAUGGCCAACGGACGGCUCAUGCUCUGGCAGAGAGCGGCAUUGAUGUUACAGUGAUCCCAGACAGUGCUGUGUUUGCUUUGAUGGCACGUGUGAACAAGGUGGUGGUUCCUGCUGCUGCAGUUGUUGCCAACGGUGGCCUUAUUGCUCAGUCUGGACUGCAGAAUAUCGCUCUUGCUGCCAAGAAAUGCUCGGUGCCUGUGGUGUGCGUCGCGGGUCUGAUUAAGCUGUCUCCGUUGUACGCCCACGACCUAGAUGUUCUCAGCGAGCUUCUGGCUCCGUCUAGCAUCUACAACUAUGAAGACACCGUUGACAAUUUGGAGGUGCUUAACCCGGCGUACGACUACGUCCCGCCCGAGUGUGUGAGGAUUUUCAUAACCAACACUGGGGCUCACCAGCCAUCGUACAUCUAUCGUCUGCUCGCCGAGUACUACUCCCCGCAGGACUAUCAGCUCAGCUAG
Peronospora farinosa is the source of this 1113-nucleotide messenger RNA. Lineage: Eukaryota; Oomycota; Peronosporomycetes; Peronosporales; Peronosporaceae. The record is from the annotation of a GenBank genome assembly.